Molecule: messenger RNA, 1852 nt
Organism: Lytechinus variegatus (green sea urchin)
Lineage: Eukaryota; Metazoa; Echinodermata; Echinoidea; Temnopleuroida; Toxopneustidae
Product: cystine/glutamate transporter-like
Exons: 11
Coding region: 110-1582 (490 amino acids)
Biological process (GO): amino acid transmembrane transport
Cellular component (GO): membrane
Molecular function (GO): L-amino acid transmembrane transporter activity
Source: RefSeq, a predicted model, not a curated record
UCCUUUUUUACUCAACUGUUUGCCCAGAAUAGGAAGAGCAUCGAAUUCACAGUGGUUUGAUAUAUCAAGCUUACGCCGAAGCAAUCAUUAUUAGAACUUAGGUGUUGAAAUGGCAAGAAAGGAUCGAAAUUCGGAAAAGGAGCGAGGCCAAACUGAAGGCUUUCCUGAAGAAAAGGUGGUCCUUCGCAAGGAGGUGUCCCUGAUCGACUGCGUGGCCUUGACGGCUGGGACCAUCGUAGGGUCUGGAAUUUUCAUAUCUCCGAAAGGUGUUUUGCAGUACUCUGGUCAGAGCGUUGGCAUGUCUUUGUUAAUCUGGGUGAUCUGUGGCAUUCUCUCUGUCAUGGGGGCACUCAGCUACGCGGAGCUUGGAACCACUUUCAUCAAGUCCGGCGGUGACUUUACUUUCCUCAACGAGGGAUUCACGCCUUUGCUCGGAUUCCUUCGGCUCUGGACAUCGAUGCUUGCCGUCAGGACCGGAGCUUGGACUGUGCUCUCAAUCACGUCCGCUAAGUACAUGCUGGCGCCAUUCUUUUACGGAUGCAAGGAUCCACCCAUCAUCGUCGAGAGGCUCCUUGCAGCAUGUGUGUUGAGUGUUGUCUUCUACGUGAACUGUGCUAGUGUUACAUGGAGUAGACGUGUUCAGGUUGUCUUCAGUGUUACUAAGUAUACAGCCUUGUUCCUCAUCAUUAUCUCUGGUCUUGUAAUCAUUUUCCAAGGUCACACGGAAAACUUUUCGAACGCGUUUUCAAGUUCUGAAGAUGCCGAUUUUACCAAGCUACCUCUUGCCAUCUAUUCAUCUCUCUUCGCAUAUGCUGGCUGGCAAUAUCUCCCCCAGAUUACAGAGGAAAUAAAGAACCCUGCUCGGAUCCUUCCUAUAGGGAUGGUCAUCUCUAUGUUAAUUGUAUCAACGGUCUAUAUCCUUACCAACGUGGCUUACUUCGCUGUCCUCACACCUUCAGAGAUUCUCUCAUCAAAUGCAGUCGCAGUGGACUUUGCUCAACGUGUCCUUGGUUCGUUCUGGUGGCUUGUACCGAUUGGGGUGUCCAUCUCCUGUAUCGGAUCGAUCAAUGGCGGGCUAUUUUCUUCUUCCAGAAUGUUGUUCGUGGCAUCUCGCGAGGGACAUCUGCCUAAGAUCGCGGCCAUGAUACACAUCAAGCGUUACUCCCCGCUUCCGGCGGCUGCUGUCAUGCUUCCAAUAUGUCUCCUGAUGCUGACCAGUGACAACGUCUACGCCCUUCUCAACUUCUUGAGUUUCUCCCGAUGGGCUUUCAUUGCUCUAUCAGUGGCCAUCAUACCGUAUCACAGAUGGAAGCACCCAGAUCACCAUCGAUCCUUCACGAUACCUGUCCUCGUACCAGUUCUCUUCUCGUUUUGCGCUCUCUUUGUGGUUGUUAUGUCCCUCUACUCGGCACCUUUCGAUUGUGGUGUUGGCUUGGCCAUUACCAUUGCUGGUAUUCCCAUCUACCUGUUAGGGGUUCGUUGGCAGAACAAACCUGAUUGGAUGAUUCACAGCUCAAGAAAGUCAACCGUCUUUCUGCAAAAGCUUCUCUUCGUCAUCCCACAGGAAGAAAAAACAUGCUGAAGAUCUAGAAUGAACAUGAGGAACACUGUAAUCUCGCUGUAAAGGGUUAGGCAUAUUGCUUUAUUGCAGAGGUUCUGUGGUAAAAAUGGGAAAUAAUAUAAUCGGAUGGAAUCAUUAGUAUUCUAAUUGAACUGAAUCUACAAGAAUACACAGUCAAACAAAAGGAUUACGUAAUGAAUACACGAAAAUGACAGGUUUGGGGCCCCUAUAGAAUAAUAAAUUGGUUGUUAUAUAGCGCAUAAUCAAUGGAAAUUGCUCUAUGCGCUUAGU